Molecule: messenger RNA, 2082 nt
Organism: Aspergillus ibericus CBS 121593
Lineage: Eukaryota; Fungi; Ascomycota; Eurotiomycetes; Eurotiales; Aspergillaceae
Product: Zn(II)2Cys6 transcription factor
Exons: 5
Coding region: 25-1983 (652 amino acids)
Biological process (GO): DNA-templated transcription; regulation of DNA-templated transcription
Cellular component (GO): nucleus
Molecular function (GO): zinc ion binding; DNA-binding transcription factor activity, RNA polymerase II-specific; DNA binding
Source: RefSeq, a predicted model, not a curated record
CCUUAGUCCAUCUUGUCACCAGCCAUGACAAAGAGCACUGGGACAAGGCUUUACCGGGCGUGCCUCCGCUGUCGGCAACGCAAAACAAAGUGCGAUUUACGGUAUACUCGUGGAAACAAUCAUGAGCCGUGCUCAAAAUGCGCAUCUGAGGGAUAUCGAUGUAUACUGGCAACUUCAAGGAGAGGAGGGGACUACUCGCGCUUUAGGGGUCGCCGUCAUACCUUAGCGACACAGCCUUCAAUAGGCACCGAAAGCUCAAAAAGAAAGCCGGAACUCGACUCUAACCCCCUACGCUACAGGACUUUGAGAAUGCAGAAUGAUAGCAAGUUUGAUGGGGGAGUCCAAAAUCCCUGGGAAGCACUACAAAUCCUUGCUCAAACAGCUGCCAAUAUGGGGGAAGUCGACAAAGCGCCCCCAAGGCAGACUCUACCGGGAUCAGCCUUCAUGCAACGGACUAGCGACGGCCAAGAACAAGCUCAGGAACAUAUCAGCCCCCCUAUAAUGGCGUCAGAGAUCAUCCAAGAAGGAAUUGUCGAUAUACAUCACCUGGAGCCCCUAGUCCAAUACUCGCACUUGUGGGCUACAGAGACCUUUCUCCUCGCUUCUGUGCUUACAAUUGCAACCCAGAACCGACCAGACUACUUGUCCCUUCAUAUGAGAAUCAAAGAAUACGUUGAUAAGCUGCUCCUUCGUGUUGCUCUUGGUGCCAGAAGUGUACGACAUGUUGGUUCUGUGGAAGGCCUACUGCUACUAGCCGAAUGGAUGCCGCAUUUGAUGCGUUCAGAGGACCAUCUACAGAACAGCCAUGAACGAGAUAACGCAUAUGACGAAGAUUGCGUUGCAUGGAACUUAAUCGGUCUAGCUGUCAGACAAGCGUACCUAUUACACUUGGAUAAACAAUCUUUUCCUGGCGAAGUAGAGUCCGAGCCACAAGAGAUUGGCUGCAGGAAGAGACUGGCAUGGAUAUUCACAUAUCUUGCCGACCGUCAGAUAUCGAUCCAAAUGGGCCAAGCCUUUUGGUGUCGCGGACCUAGCCUAUCGACUAGAUUCAGCACCCAGGAUUACCCAUCGCUUCAGUCGGGGAUGACUGGCGGGAUUGACUAUGCUUCGUUUGUGCAGGCGCAGGUGGAGUUGACCACCAUUUUUGGGAAUAUCCAUGAUGUUCUUUACGCAUCAAAGUCACGCACCUCACAGUUGAUGAUCAUGGGGGAUUACUCUAAAUACCUGGAUGAUGGAGCUAAGGCGAUGGAUAUGUGGAAGGGAAUAUGGUUCAAUAUUGAUAUCCCGUCCUCCCUGUCCUGCCUACUCACAUUACAGUUUGAAUAUUUGCAGCUUUAUGUCAAUGCUUUUGCUUUUCAAGCAGUGAUAUAUCGAGCCUGCAAAAAGGCUCCCAUGACUAGCCAGGAAGAUAGCGAUUCCCUCUUCCCCGACAGUGUCAUGGGUAGUCCAGAUGGCCGCCAUAUCUACUCUGCUAUUGAGGCCGCGAAAAGGCUACUACAAAACCUCGUGGGGGGUGCGAUUUCAGGCCAUAUGGUGAAAUUCCUUCCCAUUCGGUAUUAUCUCUAUGAGAUAUACGCGUCUGUUUUUCUCUUCAAAACUCACUCCAUUGGGGCAAUACACUCCGAUGAGGACGAAACUUGCUUCACACUUACCAGAGAGUUUAUCUCUAUGCUGAAAGCUGCUGCUACAUCCCCAACACAUCUCGCCUAUCGCUAUGCGAAGCUGCUCGAACGUCUAUGGUUUCAUUGCAACGCCACUCCUCAGAACGGCGUUGUUCGGCACGGACUCAUAGCUUCAGAUCAGUCACCCAGUAUUCCUCCAGGACCCGAUUCUUUCCUGCAAGCCCCCUAUGGGGAUAACGGUUCGAUGGCGGACCCUGUACCAAAUUCAUUUUCUGACAUUCUGCAAAUGGAUCUCGGUUCGUCUGAAAAUAAUAGGAAUGACGAUGAGACAUUCUUCUCGAGCCUUCCCUUCUUCCGAUGAUUCCUUGACCUGGAUGAAGAGACUCAUCUAUUGGGACUGAGGCCCUAGGGCGUCUUCACUUUAUUCUAGGAUUUUGUAUGCGCUACCUCAGAAAUCAAG